ACCAGAGACGGACCAACGGGAGAAACAGAUCCGGCUGUCACGGUUUCUCAACGAUAACGGAUUAAAAAACAAAACGGUUGCUGAAAUACUUCAAAAACAUUUACCCGGCAGCUGCUCUCCGUUCGCUUUUAAUAUUUUUCAUACGGAUCCGCGGCGCUCGUCGUGUCCGGCGCUACGCUAUAAACAACAAUAACAAUGGCUUCUGGGUCGCCGUCGUCCUCUCCGGACACUGCGACGGGCUCAGGUACAGACCCAGCCCGGCCCGACACAGGGGAGCCCCUCGGCGGAGCAGGCUCAGACUCCGACUCGGACCUUGGUUUGGGAAAAUUUGAUUGCAGCGCCAUGGAAAUGGGGGACCGACUGGAGGGAGAGGAGCUGGAGAGGGAGUUUGACUCUGCAGCCGACCGCGUACGAGAUCUGGCUCAGACGGCCAGUAGGGACCAGCUGCUGUACCUGUAUGCCCGCUACAAACAGGUCAAAGUGGGAAAGUGCAAUACACCAAAGCCUGGCUUCUUCGACUUUGAAGGGCAAAGAAAAUGGCAAGCCUGGAAGCAGCUUGGAGACAUGGAUGCCGAGCAGGCAAUGCAGGAGUACAUUUCCUGUGUCAACGUGUUGGACCCUGAAGGCAACACAAAAGAAAGACAAGGAACAGAGAGGAGAACAGGCUUCGGAGGAGCAGCAGUCAGCUCUCUAUACCAGGAGGAGAUGAUCAGGGAAGAGGAUAAAAACAUCUUUGACUACUGCAGAGAAAACAACAUCGACCACAUCAGCAAGGCCAUCAGCUCCCAGACAGUGGACGUCAAUACUAAAGACGAAGAGGGUCGGGCUCUCCUCCACUGGGCCUGUGACAGAGGACACAAGGAGCUGGUGUCUGUAUUACUGCAACACAAAGCAGACAUCAACAGUCAGGACAAUGAAGGACAGACGGCGCUACAUUAUGCAUCUGCGUGCGAGUUUGCCGACAUCGUGGAGCUUCUGCUGAAUGCUGGAGCCGACCCGUCCAUCAAAGACAUGGAGGGCUCUCUCCCCGAGGAGGUCACCGAAUCCAGCGCCAUCUCCUCUCUCCUGCGCCAGUACACCGCUCCAAAAGGCUAGAUCACCUUCGCCUACCGACCAGCCCCCCUGUCCUAGUCCCAUCCCCGCUCCACUCAUUUGCCCAGCCUCCCCACCAUCCCUUCCUUCAUCCCCGAAGAGACUCUGUUCAACCCCAGCAGUUAGUAGACCAGGACUGCAGAAGUUUUAUUUGAUUUUAUUUCCAAAUACUUGAGGUGAGUUUGAUUUCAUUGGCUUAGCUUCUUGGAACCAAGGGUGAUAACAUUAGCCCUCCCGUUUGAUAAGAUGCAUGAAAUGAAACGCACUGCAUGUAUUUUCAUUCAUUGAAAUAAUGUAUAUUCACUUUAUCUGCCCAGUAGGGUUGGGUGAUAUGACGAUUACUGUGAGACGAUAGAGGUCUGUCAGCUGGUAGAGACUUUGCUGUACUGAGGUAGCUAUACCUUUAAUUAUCUCUUGUUGUAUAAGACCUUUUCAGGCAAUAUUGCACAUCAAUGAGCAGGACUGCUUAUUGUCAACAUUAGAAUGACUGAUUUGUGCAUCAAUGUGAUGAAGUAUCUGGUUUUGUCAGGUAUUUAAUUCACUGCAGGAACCAAAAACAGACAUUCCCAUCCACUUAUUGUUUCCAUAAACAAAAUAAAAUUCCAGGAAAUUCAUGAUAUCACAAUAUUUAUCAUUAUCGUGAUAUAAAAUUAUGUGUACUGUAAAAGAAGAUUUUCUACAUAUCACCCACUCCUACUGCCCAGGCCUAACAACAAACCAGGCCUUUUAGUCUGGGUCCACCCUCUAUGACAUUUUACAUUAUUGCAGUUUGUUCAUGAUUCGGUUGUGUUACGUUCCGAGGAAUGCUUUAAUCAUUUGACAUAUAUCAUCAUUAAAGUCUUCAACAAA
Messenger RNA from Lates calcarifer (barramundi perch), 1941 nucleotides. It is a transcript of the gene acbd6, whose product is annotated as acyl-CoA binding domain containing 6. Gene Ontology annotation, molecular function: fatty-acyl-CoA binding; protein binding. The transcript is spliced from 8 exons. Lineage: Eukaryota; Metazoa; Chordata; Actinopteri; Centropomidae. The record is from RefSeq and is a predicted model, not a curated record. The coding region runs from base 196 to 1095 and encodes 299 amino acids.